Molecule: messenger RNA, 444 nt
Organism: Dovyalis caffra
Lineage: Eukaryota; Viridiplantae; Streptophyta; Magnoliopsida; Malpighiales; Salicaceae
Source: the annotation of a GenBank genome assembly
AUGUUUCAGAUCACAGAGAUGAGAGUGCAUAUGGAUUGUGCUGGCUGCGAGAACAAGAUAAGGAAGGCUAUUAAGAAACUAGAUGGUGUGGAUGAUAUUGAUAUAGACAUAGCUAUGCAAAAAGUAACAGUUAUGGGAUGGGCAGACCAGAGAAAGGUUCUUAAAGCAGUGAGGAGGACAGGAAGAAGAGCUGAGCUAUGGCCAUACCCUUACAAUCCUGAAUCCUAUAACUUCAACCAACAGUACUAUUAUCAGCAGCAACACGAAACACAAAUAGUUAGUUACUAUGCAAACAAGCCUACCUCUUCAUACAACUACAACAAGCAUGGCUACAGUGACGAAGAGUUUGGUUACUAUCGAAAGCCAGUUUAUUCCACCAUCGUUGAUGAAGAAACUAGUUCCAUGUUCAGUGAUGAAAAUCCUCAUGCUUGCUCCAUCAUGUAA